This is a messenger RNA of Trichosporon asahii var. asahii CBS 2479, 1749 nucleotides long. RefSeq lists its product as uncharacterized. The record is from RefSeq and is a predicted model, not a curated record. The transcript is spliced from 2 exons. NCBI's taxonomy places the organism in Eukaryota, Fungi, Basidiomycota, Tremellomycetes, Trichosporonales, Trichosporonaceae. The coding region runs from base 1 to 1749 and encodes 582 amino acids.
AUGAUUCGGCGCUAUCUGGCCAGGCGGCUGCCAGACUAUCCCCUCACACCCCUCUCGCAAUCGAAAGCUGGUCCCUCCUCACGACCCUUCUCAGCCUCAUCGUCCUCCUCAUCGGUCCCUCCCUCUGGAUCCGACACGCCGCGACCAAAACCGCGCCGCAAGAAAGCAGACCCAUGGUCCACGCCCAGUUCCUCAUCUUCUCCAUUCCGGGACUUGGACCCGCUGGACCCACCCCGACCACCCCGGCGCAAAAGAGAAUCCACGCCCAUCCGCCUCCGAGCCGGACUGCUCUCCGAGAACAAGGCGUGGGAUACGGGCAGGGCACUGGGCGAGGCGCUGGCUAUGCGUGCGAGAGUUGUUGGGACUCUGGAUGGAUCUGAGGCGUCUGCCGCGUCUGCCGCGUCUGCCGCGUCUGUCCCGGUUUCAGCUCCUGCAGCGGUUGCAGCGGUUUCAGCGCCUGCAGUGUCUCCAGCGUCUGCAGCACCUUCAGCGUCUCCAGCGUCUCCAGCGUCUCCAGCGUCUACCGAGGACCGACCGCGGAAACGAGAUUACGGUUUAAAGGCAGAAUACGCGUCGCGAUCGUAUGUUGACUCUGCUGCUGCUGCUGCUGCUGCCUUUGGCGCCUCCGCCGUCCCCGUCACUUCGGCCUCAGCAACAGCACCAGACUCGCCCUUCCCCUCGGACACUGGCUCUGCCUCCGGCUCUGGCUCUGGCUCUGCCCCAGCCACAAGCUUCGGACUAAAGUCGGCGGCCGGCUUCGGCACGAACACGAACGACCCCAUGCGGCGCUCCCCACUCAUCGCCGAUGUCCCCGGCGCCCGGCCCGGAGGACCCGGAGGAGGGGGGGAGAGCUUUACGGCCAAAUACGGCUCUAUACUCGAUACUUGGGGACGGGAGUGGCGCAAGGUCGAUCUGACAUGUCCGCCGAGGGCUGUGAAUAAGAUUCCCAUCAAGCACGAGCAAUACGACUCGGUCGUCGCGCUCCGGGACGCGCAGACGUACAAGGGCCGAUUCUUCCUUGCGCGGCUGAAGCCGGGGCGUCUGCAGCGCUCGGGCCCAUUCACAGACAUGCAGCGCAUGUAUCGGGGCAAAUUGGGGCUGGUGCUCGAGGCGCAGAAGCGGCACCGGGCCGCGACAGCGGCCGUGGUCUCGGGCUCGGCUUCGAGUGCUCUCGAGGGCGUCUCUGAGGGUGUCUCUGAGGUGUCGCCCGAGGUGUCGCCCGAGGUCGUUGGGCUGACGCCGGAAGGCUCGAGACUGGCAUCGGCCUCUUCGGCCUCAUCGGUUUCGGCGGCAGGAGGGGUCGCAGGUCCAGAGACAAUGGCCGGCCUCGACCUCCCACCUCCCCGUGCACCAUCCGAGCCCUCCAUCUCCCUCACCAUCGUCGCGAACAAGCUGCGCGUGUCAAAACUGGCCGUAGAGCGUCGCCACGCCAUCAACCGUCUCCGCGCCGCAUGGACGCACGUCAUUUCCCAUUCGCCCGUCGCCCCAGUCUCGACAGAGCACUGCUACUUCCUCCACGUAGCCGAUGGGAGAGUGUAUGACGCUGUGCCCUUCUGGGAACUGUGCGAGGAGGCCGAGAGGGCCAUUACGAGCCUGGCGAGGGCUAUUGUGGCCCGGGAGAUGGGCGGGGAGAGACGCCGGAGUACGGGCGGAGGGGGGUAUAGGAGGGCAGGAGGGGAGGGGAGGAACGCGGAGAGGAGGGAUUUGGCCAAGAAGAAGCAGAUCUGGAGGGGGACUGGUGUCCACUAG